AUGUCUCUACUAGCUCCACACCUAUCUCUGUUCGGAGGUUAUGAAAAGAGUUUGUACAGAUUACACCACCAAUCUCCUAAAACCUGGUUUACAACACACCUUUCCACCGACCUCCAGGCCGUGGGAUCCAUUCCAGCUACAACUGAGGUGGACCCAUGUCUGCUCAUUUCAGACAAGGUUACCUGUCUGGUGCAUGUGGAUGACAAACUAUUUUAUGCUAGGAACCCACAAGACAUCCAAGACGUUUUGGAAGAACUGAGCAAGAGAAAUAUAGUGUUAGAAGAAGAAGAAAGUGUGACAGGGUUCCUGGGAGUCGAUAUCUACAAAGAGACUCACCAAGGAGAGAUCUGUUUGACUCAGAAAGGGCUCACUGACAGGAUUAUCAAGGCCCUACACUGUGAUCACCUGCCUGCUGUGGAAACACCGGCUACUACAAAGUGCCUAGGCAAGGAUGAAGAUGGGGACCCAGCUUCCCACGACUUCAGCUAUGCCAGUGUGAUUGGAAUGUUGCGGUACCUCUGCCUAUGGGCAUUCGAGGCCGGAUCUUGGCUUUGCUGUAAGCCAAUGUGCCCGAUUUGCUUUCCAGCCCAAGAGGAGCCAUGA
Molecule: messenger RNA, 603 nt
Organism: Seminavis robusta
Lineage: Eukaryota; Bacillariophyta; Bacillariophyceae; Naviculales; Naviculaceae
Source: the annotation of a GenBank genome assembly